AUGCUGGAAGAGGAAGCCCGAGAAGCUGAGAGGGAGAAAAUGCAGUACUUGGAAGAGAAUUGCACAGCCCUUUUCAUUCCAGGCAGUAUGCAGGAUCUCCAGGAGCUGUGUUGCAAACUUCACAAGCAGAUUGAUUUGGUGGAUGAGGAGCGAUACAACAUGGAGGUCAAAGUGGCAAAAUCCAACAAGGUUGAUGACCUUAAGUUGAAGAUUCAGUAUCUGAAUGGGAGGUUUAAGAAGCCAGUCCUGAAAAAGGUGCGGAUGUCAGCCGAUGCCAUGCUGGCUGGCCUGCUGGGCUCCAAACAUAAAGUGUCCAUGGACCUGAGAGCCAGCCUUAAGCAGGUUAAGAAGGAAGUGAAGGACGAGGUAGGUGCUUGGGUAAAAAAAAUCGAAGACAAAACUGGCAUGGGUGGAAGAAAAAAGAUGUUCGAUACAGAGGCUUAA
Molecule: messenger RNA, 444 nt
Organism: Pundamilia nyererei
Lineage: Eukaryota; Metazoa; Chordata; Actinopteri; Cichliformes; Cichlidae
Product: troponin I, fast skeletal muscle-like
Exons: 4
Coding region: 1-444 (147 amino acids)
Biological process (GO): cardiac muscle contraction; skeletal muscle contraction
Cellular component (GO): troponin complex
Source: RefSeq, a predicted model, not a curated record